This is a messenger RNA of Cyprinodon variegatus (sheepshead minnow), 2228 nucleotides long. Its product is annotated as zinc finger protein aebp2-like. The transcript has 2 exons. The record is from RefSeq and is a predicted model, not a curated record. The coding region runs from base 461 to 1021 and encodes 186 amino acids. Gene Ontology annotation, biological process: regulation of transcription by RNA polymerase II. NCBI's taxonomy places the organism in Eukaryota, Metazoa, Chordata, Actinopteri, Cyprinodontiformes, Cyprinodontidae. Gene Ontology annotation, cellular component: ESC/E(Z) complex.
UGUUUUCUCCACAGGAUCCUUUGAUCAUCCUCUAACGUACCGAUCUUCUGCUUCCGGUUCUGCUCCUCUCUGUAACCAUGGUUACUGGUUCUGUUUGGUUCUGUUUGUUAGAACACGUGGAGCGGAGAGAACAGAACAAAGAUCUUUGACAGGAUGCCUCACUCCGCCCUGAGUUCGGAGGAGAAGCAGAACUUUCAGCAGUCGGUCCAAACUGGUUCGGUUCGGGUUUUUGGUGGUUCCGGUUCUAUCUCUGAGCUCAGAGCUGAAGCAGCAGAAGCUGCUGUGGUCCCGGUUCUGUUGGACCGGCACAUGUCCCAGUUUGGACCGUUAUGGGAUGUAAAGAACUGAGUGAGAAUCCCUAUAAAUAGACCAGCUCUGGCCUAGCGGAUGUGACGUCACGCCCCCCUGCUCGGCUUUAUGUUUGAAGCUGGAAGCAGCAGGAGCCAAAGUUCUGCUCACAAUGGCUCUGCUGAGGCCCCCAGGGACCCAGGAUGGAUCCACCGAACCGGAACCGGACCAACAGAACCUUCAGCCGCCGGGCUCCGGGGAGCCGAACCAGAACCAGGCGGAGGCUGGAUGCGAACCCGAACCGGGUCCGAACAGCGCCGGGUCUACCCCGGAGGGCUGCCGCGUUCCUGGAGCGGAACCAGGGGGGGCGGAGGACGGGCCGGAGCCCCGCGGAGGAAGCAGGCCGGCGGGCCGCAGGGAGGGGAAGCCUCUGACCCGGAUGAACUCUGAGGAAAGCAUCUGCUCCAUCCAGAUGGACGCCGACAGCACCGCCUCCAGCGGCCGCUCCACCCCCGCCACGGUCACCGGGCCGGGCGGAACCGGGCCGGGCGGCGCCAGCAAGGCUCUGAGCUACACCUGCUGCUGGGACGACUGCCAGCUGCUGUUCUCCUGCAGCCCGGACCUGGCCGAGCACAUCCGGGCCACGCAUGUGGACGGACAGAGAGGAGGGGUCAGUCUGGAUCAGAACCAGAACCUGCUGGAUGGGUUCUGCUUUUUCUCUCUGCUGCACUAAUAGCUGGACCUGAGCUAAGGGGGGGUGAGGUUCUGUAGAAGUUUGAUCCAGUUGCUGUAGAUGCUGCAGGCAGGAAGGAUCUCCUGUAGAGGUCUGUCUGCAGUGGAUCUGGAUCAGCCUCUGACUGAAGACUCUCUGUUGGUGUUUAACAGUCUGCUGAAGAGGAUCAGACAGCUGGGCCUUCAGUCUGUCUGUCAGGUAGUCUUUGAUCCAGGUGGUUGUUGAUGCCUCCACCCGAGUCUGAUGGAGUUUCUCUCAAAGUCAGUCAGGCUGAAUCUGCAGAAUCAAAGACCAGGAUCCUCACAGUGCUGCCUGCCUGGUCUAAAUGACAGUGGGUUUGUGGCUGAUGACAUCAUCAACUCCACGGCGAGUCUUUUUUCUGGAAAAAGGCAGGAGGUCUACCUUCAGAGAUGUAGUCUCUGCCAUUUACAUAAAAUUAGUCCAAAGGUUUGUUUUCUCUGGUUCAGCAGCUGUUGGAACGUUGGCAGCGUAGCAGAGAGUGAGACGUGAUUCAAAUCACCAGUUAUUAUCACAAAUGCAUUUGGCUGCUGUGUCUGUAGCUUAGCAACAGAGCUGAUGACAUCACAUGCAGUGAUGGCAACAGCAGAAGGUGGAAUAUAAACGGUUACCAACAAAACACUGCUGAACUCUCUGGGUAAAUAAUAUGGAUGAAAACCAACAGCCAUCAGUUUAAUAUCUGGGCUGCAGAGAUGAAUCUUCACCUUAACAUCAUCUGUCCUGGAUGACAUCAUCUGUCCUGGAUGACAUCAUCUGUCCUGGAUGACAUCAUCUGUUGUUCACUAAUGCUACUAACCACCUCCUUAUAGUUUUCCAGUCUCCUUUAAAUCUCUGCUGGUUUGCUCAGACAGCAAAGAGACACUGCAGUCUGAGAUAUGAUCCUGCAGCCAGGUUUCAGUUAAACACAAAAUAUUGCAUUGCUGAUAUUCUGACUGGGUCCUUGCUGGGACUGGGAGUUCUUCCAACUGGUUUCCUAAAGAUCUCAUAUUGCCCAUGAUGACUGAUGGAAGAGAUGGUUUAUAUUUCCUGCUCCUCUAUCUCCUCCUGCUCUGCAUCCGCAGCACCUCCUCUGUUUCAACUCGUGGAAGUAGAUGUUCAUUAGUAGAAGAGAUAGCUUUAGUUCUGGUUCUGCCCUCGGUCCUCCUUAAAGCUGUGGUUCUGGUUCUGCCCUCGGUCCUCCUUAAAGCUU